This is a messenger RNA of Arachis stenosperma, 1020 nucleotides long. RefSeq lists its product as uncharacterized. The coding region runs from base 1 to 1020 and encodes 339 amino acids. The record is from RefSeq and is a predicted model, not a curated record. Gene Ontology annotation, molecular function: protein dimerization activity. The transcript has 5 exons. NCBI's taxonomy places the organism in Eukaryota, Viridiplantae, Streptophyta, Magnoliopsida, Fabales, Fabaceae.
AUGGCCUUGGAUAGUAGGCUAUGGAAGAAUAUUGUCAUAUGCCUCAAGGCUGCUGCUCCUCUCAUUACAGUCCUUCGCUUGGUUGAUUCAGAUGAAAAACCAGCCAUGGGUUUCAUCUUUGAAGGCAUGAGAAACGCCAAAGAAACAAUCAAGACUAACUUCGGUUGUGUUAAAAAGAGUUAUGAACCUAUAUGGGAAAUUAUUGAUGGAAGGUGGGAAAGUCAAUUGCAUAGACCAUUGCAUGCAGCUGCGUAUUAUCUUAAUCCUCAUUAUCACUAUGAACCAAAUUUCAUGGAAGAAAGGAAAAAGGUUGGUCUACAGCUUCCUGACUUUCAUUAUGCUAGAGGCCUCUUUGGUAAUGAAACUGCAAAGAGUAGUAGGAAGACCAUGCUACCUGCUGAGUGGUGGGACUUCUAUGGAGAUAGUUGUCCAGAACUAAAGAAGUUUGCUAUCCGAGUUCUAAGCUUAACUUGUAGUUCAUCUGGUUGUGAGCGUAAUUGGAGUGCAUUUAAAAUGGUUCAUACAAAGAGAAGAAAUCGGUUGCAUCAAAAGAAAAUGAAUGAUCUAGUGUAUGUGAUGUAUAAUUUGAAGUUAAAGGGCAAGCAAAUUAGAAAAACUCCAGAACUUGAAUUUGAUGCAGUGCAUUCUGAUGAUGAGUGGAUAACUGAGGAUGUUAAUGAAAAUAUUGCUGAAAGUGUUGAGCAUUCUCACUUGCCAAUGAAUGACAAUACUAAUGAUGAUCCAAAUAGUAAUGAAUUUGCUAUUCCAGGUAUGAAUAGUAAUGAAUUCAACAUGGGUGAAGGAGGUGAGAAUGAGUUUAUUGGGGAUCCACAACAAAAUUUAAUAGAGGAAGAAGAUGAACAUGUGAAUGAUGAUGAAGAUUUUGUUGGCCGUGUUGAACCUGAGGCUGAAAGAAAUGAUGUUUCUGAUGAAGAUAGUGAAGAUGAUGAUGUAAACUCGUAUGAGUCUACGAGUCGAGUCUACGAGUCGAGUCUAGGUCAGCUCCACGAGUUUACCUAG